This is a messenger RNA of Penicilliopsis zonata CBS 506.65, 2424 nucleotides long. RefSeq lists its product as hypothetical. The record is from RefSeq and is a predicted model, not a curated record. Gene Ontology annotation, molecular function: protein binding. NCBI's taxonomy places the organism in Eukaryota, Fungi, Ascomycota, Eurotiomycetes, Eurotiales, Aspergillaceae. The transcript is spliced from 2 exons. Bases 1 to 2424 code for a protein of 807 amino acids.
AUGAUUGACACUCGCCUCCCCUCCGUGGACCCAAUGGUCCUAUUCCUCCGGGAAGAGGCCAAUUCAAAGGAUAGACAAGCAAUCUCCAUGAUUGAGACCUCUAAGAAGUCCGCUUUCCUCUUCCCUCGCACUACCCUUCCCCGCCCCUCGUCCAAUGCUACUGAGAUCUUCGACUCCGAUGCCGAGUCCGACGUCGGUGAUCUGGAGAAAAGCCCCCAAAUGCUUGCAAGUGGUAGUGUCUCGUCGGCAUCAUCGCCGGACAUCAAGACUCCACGUCUGGCAGAGCUGGAUCCCUUCCACUUCGGCUUCGAUGGGAAGCAGAUCAAAGGACCCGAGGGCCCGCACCUUUUCCGGCAUUCGGCUGGUUUUUCGGAUAUGCAGUCUUUUCUGGACGUUGAUAUCAUGCUCCAGCGUACCCCGACCUUCCCCACCUUCCCUCAGUCUGAUCGAAAGGCACCCAAGCAGAAGCGUACCUCCAUCGAGGAGAUUGGAUCGGACGUUGCCAACUGGACCCCGGCACAGGUUGUCCGGUGGGUUCAGAGCCUUGGCUUUGACUCCUCGGUCGUCGAGCGAUUCUUCAUCAACGACAUUUCCGGUGCCAUCCUCCUCGAGCUGCAAUCCGAGGACCUCAAAGAACUGGACAUCCGGUCCUUUGGCAAGCGUCAUCGUUUGCUAAAUGAGAUCAGUCAGCUCCGUGACCAUAUCAUGGUCUUGCCGAAUGACUUGCCCCCAUAUGAGAUCGACAUCAUUGACGAUGACUACAACAACGCCAGCACCAACGCAACCCCGGCCCCGGUGACCCGGCCCGAGGUUCUUCGGCGCGAGUCUAGGCAGGAAGAGCAAAUCCUUCCUGACGACUCAGCGUCAAUUGUUGCUAUCGAACAGUACUUGCCAAAGAUCCACAAGUGCUCCAAGGGUGAAAGAUGCCGCAAGUGGCAGAAGCAACAGGCGAGACUGGCUCGCAUGACCGGCGGACUACCCAUCGAGCCUUUCAAUGGAUCGGUCACCUUCGUCGAUAAGCCUGCUCCCCUUGACCUGUCGUCCGACAUGGCUCGUGGCAUUCCUUCCACGCUCAAGACCGAUGGAACCUUGUCCGUUGUCGCCUCCUCGGAUGUGAUGGGGCCAGGGCAAACGCCCGACUUCCGCCUCUCGGAAGAGAAGCUGAACGGAAUGCCCGCCCCCCGUGACCCCCAAGAGAAUGUCCGUCACUUCCUGAGCUUCCAGCAUGUCAGUCAGCUCCAACCAGUGGCGCAACCCUUGGUGUCUGCUGCCAGCUUUGAGCCAGUCGUCCCAGCCAAGACGGGCACGCAUCUCGCGGCCAAUCUGGGCCAUCUGCCCAAACUCCAGAUCCCAAACACCCAGUCUGCGGCGUUCAAUGUGACCUGCUCCCCUUGCCCUUCUUCUACCCACCGAUCAGCCACUCCCUCGUCGGCCAUCAGGAAGUCUGCCUUCAUGCGGUCGUCAUCGGUGGCAGCAGCAACAAUCGCCGAAACUGAAGGGCCGUCGCCCGCGAUGUCCAGCCCCUUCUGCUCCCCGUCUGAGUAUUACCGACCCGAUCCACUCUACCUCCAUACCCAGUUCUCAGAAACCGAUGUGCAGAUGCCAGUCACAACCGCGCCGGUCACCCCGAUCGCUCGCGACGCUGCUCAGUCGGUGCCCCCCCACAUGCGCUUUGGAGGACACAAGUUGAACGGGCCCGAUCCCAUUUCGCGCCCGGCCUCGACCAAGACGGACCGUCAUCAUCGCAACGUCUCCCACCAGAGCCAGCAUUUCCGAUCCCUCGAGCGUCUCGAUGAAGGCCAGGUUCUCUCCCUGGACGACCUUGACCAGAACCCACGCGUGGCUACUGCUGUUGUUGCCACCUCUUGCCGACCCAAGCUGGUCGUCGACACCAAAAGUGGCACUGAGGUGGCCAUCAACGGCCCCAUGAAGAAGCGCAAGACCACCCGUCUCCUGCGUCAUGAAUGGGCCGAACGUCACUUUGCGCUCAAGGGAACACAGCUGGCCAUGUACUCGGACGAGCAAGCCUUCCGACGCGACUCCAAAGCCCUCGAGUACAUCGACAUCGAUGACUACGCGGUGGCAUGCUCGUCGCAGCCCUCGAGCUCCAAGCUGACAGCCGCAUUCAAGAAGACGGUUCUCAAGCGCAAGGAGAUGAUCCCGGGCGAAUCCGCCUUUGCCUUUUCUCUCAUCCCAUCGGCCAGUCCUUCCUCUUCUUCUUCUUCUUCUUCCUCCUCCUCUUCCUCCCCUUUGUCCUCGGGCUCCGACUUGAAGUCUCUCUUCAGUAACGGAAAGUCGCACCAUUUCUCCGUCCUCUCCAAAGAGGAACGAUUCGAAUGGAUGCGCGAGUUGAUGCUCGCCAAGACCAUUAAGAGAGCCCGGGACAGCGGUGCCGAGAUUAACAUGAACGGCAGUCCUGUUUAG